Pygocentrus nattereri (red-bellied piranha) is the source of this 1917-nucleotide messenger RNA. RefSeq names its product FA complementation group E (gene fance). Bases 175 to 1692 code for a protein of 505 amino acids. The record is from RefSeq and is a predicted model, not a curated record. Gene Ontology annotation, cellular component: Fanconi anaemia nuclear complex. The transcript is spliced from 10 exons. Lineage: Eukaryota; Metazoa; Chordata; Actinopteri; Characiformes; Serrasalmidae. Gene Ontology annotation, biological process: interstrand cross-link repair.
CGACUUUCCUUACUGAAGAGUUGGCAACACGGGGGAAUCCUCGCCUUCUUCGAGUCCGUUUAGCAGAGGGCUGAGUUUUCCCGGAGUUUUCUCUGAGAGGGGCUUUUAAACAGACCUCACAACAUGUCACUGACACAUGGGUAGCGCGUUAGCCCCCCCGCCUGAUCAGGCGCGAUGGCGCCUUCACUGCACGGAUUUCACGGAACUUCCCGUUUAUUAGCGCACGCGUUGCUCACCGGCGGCGUGAAUGGAGCCCAAAAAGUGUUCGCCAGGCUGAGAGGAGCUGAUGCAGCCUUCGGUUUGCGCUGCUUUCUGGAGUCCUUAUGUGGAGACGAGGCGAGGCUGGAUAAGGACACUCAAGCCCUGACUAGAAAGCCACUGGUCUGCUUCUUUUCUGAGGCCUUCAAGUGUAAUCUGCUUUGCUUUCUGCACCUUGUGCAUUCCUGGGUGCCACGAGACGGCGUGCUUGCCCUGCUCCACUGCAUGGCUCAGGAAGUGAAGCAAAAGCCAUGGAUUUGGGCCUUAAUUCACCAGCUUCAGAGAGACGUUGGCGAUGAGGAACUUGGGCAAAAUGCCCUUCUCAGCCCAGAAUGUUUGGUGCAUCUGAAAGGACUGUGUGAGAAAUUCAAAGACCCUGAAGCGAAAGGAGGGUGGGAACUUUACCUGAAUGAACACAGGACUGAAGUGCCUUCGGAUAAUGAGACGGAUUCGGCUCUGAAGAAGAGAAAAAACGAGGUUAUAGAUCUUGAUAUGGGUACGGAUAUGGGUGAGCCCAAAACCAAAAGGAUGAAGAUGGAUCUCCCAGACAGUGAUGGCACUGAGAGUGAAAAGGUGGCUGAGGAUGAGGAGGAAAUUGACGUGCAGCUUUACUGUGGUCCGAAUAGAAGUUCCUCAUCGGGACAGCAGCCACAACAUGACGAUUCACUUAGUAUCUUGCCAGAGCACAUAAAGGCUGCUGUUCCUUUGAUUAAAGAAAUACUGCAGUCUGAAACGGAGUGGGAUGAGAGCUGCAUGGUGACACUCAAAGUGCUGAAUGAAUGUGACUCAAAACAGUUACAGGUGUUGUGUGACCUGCUGGGUUUGGCUGAGGCACCUGAGCAGACGUUACCUCAUUUCUGCAGCUUCCUGCUGUCUCUGUCUCCAGAUCUCAGCCACAGCACAGCCUCUGUCAUUAUCAAGAACCUCCUGCUAGGCAAGGUUCUUUCCCUCACCGAACCAGCCUGUCGUUCUCUGGUCACUGCUGUAACGUCGCUCUGCAGUCGAUACCCAAGACCCACCUGCCAAGCUCUCAUAGAGCCAAUCAUAAAGGAAGGACAAACAGGUAGCGCUCAGGCUGAGUUGCUGUGUCAGCUGGUGAAGAAUUGCCUUGAGCCACAUCACAGGCUUCUUGUAUUCGAGAUGACACUUGUGGGAUUGUGGAAUGACGGUUUGUUGUCAGUCAUCCAUGCCAUACUGGAUUCAAAGAUUGAGCUGAGUGAAGAGCUUUUUUCUCUUUUCACCAACCAGUUGAGCAGUCAGUCUCCACACUUUACCAAGUCCAUGAAGUUUGCCAAGAUGAUGCUGACUGUCUUGACAAAGUUCCACUCUCAUGUGAGUGCAGCAUGCCAGCACGCUCUGUCCUCCUGUAUCUCUUUCAACGAGACCUUCUUGAAGAAGUCCCUCCAAGCUGCACUAAAGCGCAUCACUCAUUAAUGUUAUAUUAUGUUAGUAAUAUAUAAGAAAAUGUUCUAUAUUCUCUAAAAUGUAUUGGACUGUCAGUGUGAUAUAAAUAUGAAUAAAUAAACAUAUACCUGUACACUAUGAUGGCACUGUCCUAUAACACAUUGUCACCCCCCCCCACCCUUCUCCACCUUUCUCCACAUUUCUCCACCUUUCUCCACCUUUCUGACAAAAAAUAAAUAAAAAUACUGCAAUGUG